Momordica charantia (bitter melon) is the source of this 926-nucleotide messenger RNA. RefSeq lists its product as uncharacterized. The record is from RefSeq and is a predicted model, not a curated record. Lineage: Eukaryota; Viridiplantae; Streptophyta; Magnoliopsida; Cucurbitales; Cucurbitaceae.
AAUGAGUCCAUAAGCGAUGAUAAGUGAGGAGGGUUGAGAAUUAAAACGUGUCUGCGAUUACAGGGGGCAAGCGGUGCUGCUGCUGAAUCCUCUUCUGAAGAAAGAUAAGGCAACCAAGAAUUGUGGAGCACCCAGCAGGCAGCAGGGAAUUUGAAAGUUGUUUCUCAAUGGAGCUGACUCUGCCUACCCCCUUCUCCACCUCCUUCCCCAAGAUAAUUAGGGGUCCUAAGCCCAUCAAUCUUGGUCUCUGCUCUUUGGAUUCGAAUCCUCUUUUAGCUGAUGUUAAACUACAAGGAGGAAAAAGAACAUUGACUGUAGCUUCUUCCCUACCCGAAACAGCAGCUUCUGUUGCCAUUGCUGCUACAGUUGUAGGUGCCGCAGCCACCCUCCUUUCCAGAAGAAACAAAGCUUCUGAGGCAGAGGAGAUUCCUUUGAGAACAUGUGAAGAUUGUGGUGGUUCAGGCUUAUGCUCUGAAUGCAAAGGUGAAGGGUUCGUUCUUAAGAAACUGUCAGAUGAAAAUGCAGAGAGGGCGAGGCUGGCUGCAAAAAACAUGGCGACUCGAUUCACCGCGGCGCUUCCUAAAAAGUGGAGCUACUGUUCCAAGUGCUCUUCUGCUCGUUCUUGUACUACUUGUGGUGGCAGUGGGACGUUGAACUCUUAGUUUUAAUUUGCUCAAAUCAUCUCAGAAAUGCUCUUUUUAAUGUAAGUUUGACUUUAACUUUAUCCUUUUAUGAGCUUGCUCGACCAGUUGCAAGCUAUAGCAAUGUAAAUAGUAACACGUUGUGUGUGAAAUUUUGAGUACUUUUAGUAUAUUGAAGAAGUGUAGGCUAGGAAAAAACCUUAAUAUUUGCUGACUGUAAUCUUCCUAUUCUUCCAUUCUACAGCAAUGUCAAUGAAAAAUUUAUUCGCAUUAACAUUCUUCAAA